Hordeum vulgare subsp. vulgare (domesticated barley) is the source of this 1853-nucleotide messenger RNA. Its product is annotated as pentatricopeptide repeat-containing protein At1g77360, mitochondrial-like. The coding region runs from base 83 to 1549 and encodes 488 amino acids. Gene Ontology annotation, molecular function: protein binding. NCBI's taxonomy places the organism in Eukaryota, Viridiplantae, Streptophyta, Magnoliopsida, Poales, Poaceae. The transcript has a single exon. The record is from RefSeq and is a predicted model, not a curated record.
CCGUUACACCCACCACCCCACCCCACCCCCGAGAGGCCGAGAGUCCCCGUCGCGGCGGCGGCCAACCCCGUCCAGGCGAGAGAUGUCGGACCGCCGGGAGAAGCGGCCGUCCGACGCGGCCGACGCCGCCCCGGAGGCCAAGCGCGCCCGCGAGCCGGCUGCCCCGGCGUUCCCCACGUACAAGGACGCGCCCGACCUAGCCCCCAAGAUCCGCCUCCUCUGCGAGAUCCUGGCCUCCUCCGCGUCCGACGUGGAGGCGGCCCUCGACGACGCCGACGUCCGCGUCACCACCUCCGACGUCGAGCAGGUGCUCCGCUUCUCCUACGCGCACCCGCGCGGCGCCGCCGCCUUCUUCCGCUGGGCGGGCCACAGACACCUGCACCACCAGCACUCCCCCUACUCGUGGAACCUCGUCAUCGACCUCCUCGGCAAGAACCGCCUCUUCGACCCCAUGUGGGACACCGUCGGCUCCAUGCGGGCCCAGGGCCUGCUCUCCCUAGCCACCUUCGCCUCCAUCUUCUCCUCCCUCGCCGCCAACCCCACCAGCUCCCCCCUCAAGGCGUUUGUCGAAAUGCCGAGGUACGGCAUGGACCGCGACACGCCCGCGCUCAACUCCCUCCUGUCCGCGCUUUGCCGAGCCUCCAGGCUCGAUGACGCCCGCGCCGCCAUACCCGUGGCACGCGCUGAGGCCGGCACUCGGCCGGAUGCCGACUCCUAUGCAAUCCUUCUGGAGGGUUGCGAGGCUGCCGGCAACGCUGCCGUUGCACGCGAGGUGUUCGACGAAAUGGUGCACGCGCUCGACUUCGAUCCUGCCAAUGUGCCUGCGUACGACUCUUUCCUUACAACACUAGUUUCAAGUGGCUCCUCCACGGCGCUCUCGGAUGCGAUGGAGUAUCUGGCUGUCUUGCGCCGGUACAGGUGCUCACCGGGGGAGAAGUUCCUCCGUGCUGCACUGGCCGCAUACCUUGAGGCACGCGAACUGCACAGUGCUGUGGUUCUCUGGGAUGAAUUUGUCCUUCGUCGGGGGCUCGUCCCAGAUAAGGAAAUGUACACCACAAUGAUCAUGUUGCAGGGCACUCUGGGGCAUGCUGAGGUUACUGUGAAAUACCUUGAUGAAAUGGCCAUCUAUGGAGUGUUUCCGGACGCAGACACAUACAAUGUGGUACUCAAGUUAUUGCUGAAAGGGAGGAAGCUCCGGGAGGCAUCAGCAAUAUUUAAAGAGAUGGUCAAGAACGAGUGUUGGCCAAAUGAGGCGAAUUGUUCACUUGCACUCGGCAUGUUCUUGGAUACUCGUGACUGGGACACAGGGAUCAAGGUGUGGAAAUGCAUGGCGGCGAAUAGCCUGCCUCCACUGGAGGAGGGCGGGAAUAUGCUUGUAUCGAAACUGAAGGAUGAGAUGUUGCCUGAGGCAUGCAAGUAUGCAGAGGACAUGAUCGAUCAGGGUAUCAAGUUGAGCUCGUCAACGCUGACAAAGCUGAAGCACAGCCUAGGAAAGGUCAAGAAAGGAGCCAUUCACGACCGCUUAUUUGCAAAAUGGAAGGCGCACUAGGUUCUUCUCUCUUACUCCCUCCGUCACAUAAUGUAAGACAUUUUUUGACGCUAUUGUAGGGAGCAUAUCAUAUACUGUAUGGGUUUGGGUCAUGUAGGACUGGGAAUAGGAGAUGACUCUCUUCAGUUAACCAUUUCAUGGUGACUUAUUUUGCUGGAACCAUAGGAAGUUGUGCAUAUACUGUUUGCAGAUGCGGCAAUUUAGUUCUGUAAACUAGGUGUGCAAUGUAACAUGUCAGGUUAGAAGUGGUUUAGCAACUGAGGAGUGCAGUCUCCUAACAUGGUAAUGAACCUCUUUGUCGCCA